ACGUUCCUGUCAGGAUUUAAUGGCGUGUGGGUAAGAUUUGGAAGGGAUUUCAUCAUUUUAGGAAAAGAUAAAGGUUUGUACAGCAGGCGACGUGAAUGAAAUCCGGGGCGCAAGCUGAGUGUUUUUCUGCGUGUGAGAAAAGCUGAGCGAAAGCGCGCGACUGCUCAUGCGCCCGGGCAAGUCAGUGCGCGUGAAGAGAUGCUGCUCAUCACAUAGGCAGUGUGGCGUCUGAUCAGGGGUCGAACACAGCUCAUUUCUCCUCCUGUCACACUGGAUCUCCAAGCCUCACGGAUCUCAUGUACGCUUAGGCUCAAUUGACAUCUGAAAUGGAUUUAUUUACGUCUGUCGUUUUGUGUCUCGCGGAUUAUAAGAAGACCGGUGUUGAGCGCGUCUUUUAUUUACGUAAUGUGGUAACUAUUUGCGCAUUACAACUGCGAUAAAAAAUAAAUAAAUAAAUAAAAAUCCUGCUCGAAACGUUGUCGGGGAAUUUUUUUUUUGCGUCCUGGAGGACUGGGGGACAAAAAAAAAGGUUGUAUCUCCAUCUGGCUUUUGUUGCUGAAUGGGAAAAGCAUGGCACGUUACUGUGAUGGCCAAUGGAUAAAUACACGCCAGCUCUGGGCUUUAUUUCCAUGCAAACCUUGAUGCAUCGUAACCUUCUGGAGCUUAUACCCGGCGACUUGUUCAGCUCACUCUGUUAAUUUCUUCUGUAUGUUUAAAGAAGUCGAAUAAAACAUAUAUCGUCAUAAGACUAGGUCUGACUCUUGACAGAGUGGAAGCUAUGCCAUCCUCCAUGGAACUGUUCAUUAAGUGGGCUAUCUGUACUUUCCUGGUUCUUAUCCACAUACCUGGCACUGAUGGCUCAAUAGUGAAUUUCCACAAAACAUGCAUAUGUGCCAGUAACAUUGUGAGCUGCUCCAAAAUGAACUUAACUACUAUUCCAUCUGACCUGCCCAAGUACACAGCAGUGCUUGAUCUGAGCUAUAAUGACAUCACCAGACUUCGUGCAGAAUGGACCACAUACAAGCUCCCGAAACUCCACAACCUUUUACUGAGCCACAAUGGCUUGUAUUUUAUCUCUACUGAAGCUUUUGUUCAUGUUAAGCACUUGCGUUACUUGGACCUGUCCUCCAACCGCAUCCGGCAACUGGAUGAGUACAUUUUUGAACAGCUAGAGUGUCUAGAGGUGCUUCUGCUCUACAACAAUCAUAUCUCCCAGAUUGACCGCACUGCCUUUACAGGCUUAAGUAAUCUGCAGAAGCUCUACCUGAGCCAGAACCAGGUGUCCCGCUUCCCACUGGAGCUGGUUAAGAACAAGACGCGACUGGGAAAGCUGAAUUUAUUGGACUUGUCUUCAAAUCGGAUCAAAGUCCUCCCCAUUCAAGACCUGCAGGAACUGCCAGCCUGGCUCAAGAAUGGACUAUACUUCCACAAUAAUACGCUUAUCUGUGACUGUGAACUGUACACCCUGAUGGUACAUUGGUAUUUGCGAAGACUAAACUCCGCUGUGGAUUUCAAAGAUGACUAUACCUGCAUAAUGCCAGGGCCUGAUAGGAAAAUCUUGCAUGUUUUUGAGCUAAACAUGCAUAUGAACUGCAGUACAUAUAAUGAAUCAGUGGAGGAAGCCUUUUUGGAGCAGUAUCUCAUUCUCAAGUGUGAUACCCGGCAUCGGGACAUGUCCAAGACGUGGAUGUUACCUGGAAAUGUAGUAGUAUCACCUGUAAACAACCAGACUGCAGUAGUUCUAGCAGAUGGCAACUUGCGGAUCAAUUCAAUAAAACUAGAGGACUCUGGUCAGUACACCUGUUUUGCUGUUAGUGAAUACUUUAAUGAAACCCUGUAUGUGUGGGUGAAGGUGCAUAACUUCACUUUUAAUGGAAACAGCGACACCCUCAAUACGGCAUACACAACUCUGGUGGGAUGCUUGGCCAGUGUGGUCCUUGUGCUCAUCUACUUGUACUUGACCCCUUGCAGGUGCUUCUGCUGUCCAGGACAAGGGAAGUCCAAAAACAAUCAUGAGGACAGUAUUCAUUCAUCUAUGCUCAGUGUCACCCCAACUCAUGAGGAUCUGGCAACCAAAGCAGAGCCCAACAGACAUGUUGCCUUCAUAGAUCCCAAGGACCUGCAGGGCCAGAAUGGGAAAGUGAAUCGUAAUGGGGAAGAGGAACUUGAGGAUGAGGCUAAGCAUGGGAAAGGAAAGAGAAAGAAAUCAGUGGCAGACUCUAUUAGCUCAGUCUUCUCUGACACACCCAUUGUGGUCUGAAUGGAUCCUGUCCAGAUUUGGAACUGGGCAGUCUUCUUUAAUGGAUGCAAAUUGUGUGAGGUUUGUUCAGAGGCAAUGAGUUGUUGAGACGUCUUUGGAAAAAAAGCAACAGUAAUGCAGUUUGCACCCUUCAGCAUGUGGCUAAUUAAAGACACAGUGUUAUAUAGCUUUCCUUUGUGAAUUUGACAUGGACAACUUAGAGAAGCCUUUCCAGCAUUUUAAUCUGUAGCACUUAAGUAUAUACUGUGAAAUGGUCUUGCCAUAUACAGUAAGUGGACUUUAAGCAAUGUUUCACUGAGAAGUGGGGAAGCUGAUAGGGAACAAAGCAAAAUUAAUUUCUCCUGGCAAGUCUUAUUAUUCAGUAAUAUAUAAACCAUAUAAAACAUACAUUAUGAUUCUUAGACUGCUGAGAGUAGAAAGAUUAUACCUUGUGUCCUGUAGCCAUUAGUACUUACAAUAUUUAUUCCUCCCUUCCCCAAAUGCUAACUUGCCAGCAUCAUCACUUUAUAUAUAGAUUUCAGUCAUGAGUCAUUGCUAGAGGAGUGGCAUGCCAUUAACCACCAUUACGGUGAAUGCUGAACACUGUCAAGUGCAUUUGAAAGGACGUAGCAAAGGUUUGAAUGUACUCGUAAAAAAUAUCUCUAAGCUUAUCAGUAUGUCAAAAACGUUAAAUUGGAGAAAGUCCAAUUGCUGCAUUAUGACAAUAUUUCUAUUGGUUCUUGUUAAUAUGGAUAUAAAGGUAAUAGGUAACAUUAAGCCAAAGUUAAUCUUCACUGCAUUGUAAAUCCAUAGACACUUGCAAUAAUGCCACAGGACAACAGCUUAUGCUGAAUUUUAGAACAAAAACAUGCUGGAUUUUAGGACAAAAUGCUAAAACUUCUGUAAGAUAGAUGUCGUCUUUUAGCAUUCUGUUCGAGUUUGGAUAUUGAAAGUUUGGGUAGUUGUAGCACCAAAAAUUAGAACUGAUAUGCCAGCUGCCAUUAUCCCCAAGGAUCACUGAAAAUUGAUGCCAGACUCACAAUAGCAUUUCUUGUAAUCCCCAGCUUUAGAGUAAAUUAAAUCAGCAUGUUGUGUGCACAGCAAAUGUAUACCUUAAACAAUGACUCGUAAUCGCAUUAUGACUGCCAUUCUCUGUCAGGAAAUAUGGCCUAUUAUUUGCACAAAGCCAUUUGCAUGAGACUGUCUGUCAUGACAACCAGAGAGAGAGAGAGACAUUUCCUGAAUGCUAAUAACCUCUUAAAAUAGAAUAAGGUAUCUCACCGGCUUUUCUCUAGUACACCAGGACAGUCCAUAAUGCAAACACAAAAACUGUUUUUCAAUCAUCUCUGAUUCCCAAACCAUUUCAAGUUCAGGGUUAUUUGCAUAUUUUGCCAGCUUUUGUCAUUUGCUGAGUCACCUAUUGUCAUAAUGUUGUCCAAGAGAUUGGUCUCAUCAUUAACUACACCUGAAACCCUCAAAAGAUGCUUGUAAGAAGCUUUUUGAGAAAAAUGGUAGUCUAUUCUGCCGUAUUUAUUAUGCAUGUUACUACCCAGUGUCACAUAGGCUUUAAUGAGCAUGAUAAACACAGUCGAAAGGUUCCUCAGAUAUAGCACACAAUGAACAUUUUACAGUGGUGUUUCCAUGUGUACUGCCACAUAACAUGCAUUCUAUGUAGCAUUCAGCUGCCAUACUCUGUAACUAUAUCCAUACCCCAUAAAAGUUUCAACUCUCUGGCUACACAUUUGCCUUGAGUGAAAUAAGACAGUGGUUGGACAGUCAAAUCAUUUUUAUUUCCAACGUGCUUGGGUGAAGUCAAAGGCAGGCUAAUUCAAACCAUACUGAUUCUCAAAGGUAAAUCAUUAGGGAGGACACAAGCAGUGGAAGUAUUUUAGAGUAGUCCAGUUACAAUCUGUGUAAUAAGGGACUAAAUCCUCUAAGAUUCUCUUUUCUGAGGGGAGCGCCCAUCUGGUUUGCACAGCAUCAUCUCAGGAAAAAGUAUCAGAAAUUGAGAGCAGCUAUGAUGGACAGCGGCAGGCAGUGGGCAGCUCAGGCCUGUUAAACGCCUCCACAGCUGAAGCCAAAAUCCUGUGACGUCCUCACCAUCGUGAUCUCUAUUGGAAAAGGCCAGUGUCUAUGUUGCUUUCAAGCAUGCUUCACAUUGGCAAGAGACACAACACCCAAACAAGAUCUAAUGGCUAUUUAGCCCUGUGUCAUUCGUUUUCCUUUAGUAUCAGUCCUUGGAUAUUGUUAGAUGGCAGCAGUAUUCUAUUAAUCUGUUUAUCAUUGAGCAUUUAAUGGUCGGUACAUCUGUGCUUUUGUGUGUUGCUUCUGUGUUUGUUUAAAAUGUUUAUCUUGAAGACAAUGUUUUCUUAACCAGCAAGUCAUUUUGUCUGAUUUCCUUGUACUUCUAUUAGAAGUGCCCGAGUCACUCCUGUAGUUUAGUCCUGCUGGCUCUAAUACCGACACGUAUUAGGUGUAUCAAUUUAAUACAGCUGGCCCUGAUAUAUUCAGAUGGCACUGAAGAGCCUGUUCAUGUGGGUUAAAGCUGAAAAUAACUUGGGGGGGUGGGGGGUGUUUGGGGAGUAGAUCACAGGGAGCAUAUUGGGCCUCCUUCUUCUUUAUAUAGUGUUCUUUAUGCUGUUGUCUGGAUUCCUCUUGUGACAAAAGUUGAGAUGUUGAGGAUUUUAUAAUGUUAUCUGUUGUAAUUUAUGUUUCUGUCAUAUGAAAUCUUAAAGAGAAGUUUACAAUGUGUCUCAAUAGGUCUGUAUAUUCAAAUUAAGAAGUUAGUAAAUAGACCAGAAACUUCAGUAAGCCAUUACAGACUUUACCUAUGGAGGCAACAAAGCACUGUAUCAUUAAGCAGUAGGUUAUAUGCUCUUUUUCAGGAAAACACUGUUAUAUGUAGAAAUGUUUGUGAAAAAAAACCCAGAGAUUUGCCUUGACUUUACAUUAUGCGCCUCUAAUACCUUUCUUUAGGAUAAUGUAUAAUGUAUAAUGUAAGCACACUAAAUUGUGUAUCAGUGUACAUAUUUCUUACCUAGACACUUUAAUCCUGUAUGUGAAUAUGUUCUGUUCAUUUUGGGGGGGUUUUAAGUGCCAUAUACUGUAUGUAACAUGUAUGUAAUAUUUCACAACUCUGUAUGUCAAGUAUUUUAUCUUGUUAGUUUUAAAUUUCUGGCUACUAAGAGACUAUUGAUAUAAAGUGUCUGUGUCUGUCUGUUGUCUACAGUUGGAUAUACAAAGACUUUUAGUCUAUCAGAAAUACACUGACCAUGCCACAAUCAUUUCAACAAAAGUGCCCGUCUUUGGUUUUUGUGAAAGUAAAAAACAACAAAGAGACAAACACAUCCGGCUACCGGAAAUCACCUAAAGUAGUAAAAGCUUUCCAGUGAAAACAUGGCCUGUCUCAGUAAGCAUAUUAUGAGUGCAAUAUCCAUUAGAUGCUGCAUAGUGCUGGUCCUGUUUUAGAGCUUUAGUGGUUCUGCUGUAUCGAGUGUCUAUGAUAGACUGCAGACAGUGACUGAGGGGAGGGUAAAGCUAUAGACUAUAGAAUUAUUAUGAUGGUAAAAUUAUUUGCAAAACUAAUAAAAUGGUUACAGCUUCA
This is a messenger RNA of Tachysurus fulvidraco (yellow catfish), 5843 nucleotides long. RefSeq names its product adhesion molecule with Ig-like domain 1 (gene amigo1). The record is from RefSeq and is a predicted model, not a curated record. Gene Ontology annotation, molecular function: protein binding. The transcript has 2 exons. NCBI's taxonomy places the organism in Eukaryota, Metazoa, Chordata, Actinopteri, Siluriformes, Bagridae. Bases 779 to 2260 code for a protein of 493 amino acids.